This is a messenger RNA of Cryphonectria parasitica EP155, 1557 nucleotides long. Its product is annotated as FAD-binding domain-containing protein. Bases 1 to 1557 code for a protein of 518 amino acids. The transcript is spliced from 3 exons. NCBI's taxonomy places the organism in Eukaryota, Fungi, Ascomycota, Sordariomycetes, Diaporthales, Cryphonectriaceae. The record is from RefSeq and is a predicted model, not a curated record. Gene Ontology annotation, molecular function: FAD binding.
AUGUUCACGGCGUCCCUGAAAGAGGCCAUGAUAGGCCUGCUGCUUACGUCUAGCGCAGUAAAAGUGUUCGGCAGUGCGACAGAAAACAAUGGGACCGGCACCGCCUGCAAUUUGCUCGCUGCCACGUUUCCGAGCAAGACUUUUGCCCCUGGAUCGGCCAAUUACACCCUGAUCUCGCAGACCGACAUCUACUCCGAGACGUGCGUCCUAGAACCAGGUUGUGUCUUCAUGGCAGCCAACGAGGACGACGUGGCACAGGCCAUCUCCUUUAUCUAUGAGACCAACACCGUCUUCAGCGUCGUCAGCGGCGGGCAUAUGCCUGUGCCUGGCGCACAGUCUAAUAAUGGCGGUGUUAUGUUGGCCCUAACCAACCUGGACAACAAGACCUUGAGUGAUGAUCAUUCAGUGGCCUCGAUUGGGCCUGGCAACCGCUGGGUCGAGGUAUACACCUGGUUGCAGCCGUAUGGGCUCGCUGUGGCCGGUGGACGUUACUCGAGUGUAGGAGUGGGUGGUGUGUUAAUUGGCGGAGGCAUCAACUUCUUCGGAAACCGGUACGGCUUCAGUGUGAAUACCAUCGUGGGCGUCCAGGUGGUCCUUGGGAACGGGUCCAUUGUGGAAGCGUCGGCAACGUCGCAUGCGGACCUGUUCUGGGCGCUCAAGGGCGGCAACAACAACUACGGCGUGGUUACGCGCUUUGACCUAAACACCAUCCCAAUCACGAGUGCGUACGGUGGCAUCGCGGGCUGGCUCGGCACCGAUCUUACCUCCCAGUUUGUUCAGGCUAUCGAGGACUUUCUGCUGUCUCCAGAAGGCAUUGACGAUCCCUAUACCGAAAUCAACCCAAGCAUCACCGUCCAGCCAUCAUACUACGGCAAUGGCACUGGCCUCUGGGAGUCCGUCCUUGUGCCCUUUGUCGCUGGCAACUACUCUUCGGUCUCGGGCCCACCGUCCCUGGUCAACUUUACCAAUCUUCCAGAUCCUGUGUCCAUCAGCGUGCUCGGGCAAGAGGACAAUUAUGUCGACAUUCUCAACACGGUCGAGUCCAUCAACACCGAAGACAUAUACGGCAAGGGCCAGAUCUACGGGUGCCUGUCGGCCAAGAUUGCGCCGGGCGUCGUGCAGUUGGCUGUCGACACCGUUCUGACGCCCGCCCUGACUCAGCUCGCCAAUGUGAGCGGUGCAUUUGUGGCCAUAAGCCCUGAGGCCAUAAGCUCGUCCAUGCUUCAGGUUGCGCAUGACUCUGGCCCGUAUGCCAUCGACCUUGACCCCGACGACGGGGCCUUCAUAAUUAUUCUGGCGACAGUCACCUGGGACAACGCAUCCGACGAUGAGCUCGUUCAGACCUUCAUGAACAACACCCUCACGAAUCUCGAGAAUGUCUUGGUACAAAAUGAUUUGUUCUACAACUACAUCUACAUCAACGACGCCGCGCCGGGUCAGUACCCCUAUUCCACCUACGGCAAUGGCCAAAGCCUGGACCGAAUGAAGGCUGUCCAAACCUCGUACGACCCACUCGGAGUCUUCAAGGAUCUUAUCACUAGCGGAUUCAAGCUUUGA